Hyaloscypha bicolor E is the source of this 901-nucleotide messenger RNA. RefSeq lists its product as uncharacterized. The transcript has a single exon. The coding region runs from base 15 to 437 and encodes 140 amino acids. The record is from RefSeq and is a predicted model, not a curated record. Lineage: Eukaryota; Fungi; Ascomycota; Leotiomycetes; Helotiales; Hyaloscyphaceae.
CACACUAUAACAAUAUGUCAAUCUCGCACCACGAAGAUGAACAACCGUCAGGCCAUCAUUAUGACCAACAUAUUGGGCCUCUGCAGCCUCUUGCGCUGAUAUGGAACACUGGAGCACCCGAAACACAUGGUGUUGCCGAAAACAAGAUUCGACUGAUGAGGAACACUUAUAAGUACAAGCCAAUAGCUUACCACGAGGAUAUUCGAAUUUUGAAAAUCCUCCAUGGCAAGGACGACUCGGCUCUAGAGUGCAUGCUAUUCCGGAGCUCUUUACAGUCGACGACAUCAACCUCGAAGUCCGACUACUACGAGUAUUAUGCCCUGUCCUACGUGUGGGGGGAAGACCAGCCGACACAUCCAGUUACAAUAUACGAUGAUAGAGUUAUACGCGAUGGGCUACAAACUGUGAAUCCUUUUAGCUUGUCGGGAAAGCUUUAAAUAAGGGAUAACUUGGCUGCCGCAUCAAAGCAGUUCCGCAAAAGGACCAAAGACGUUAAUAUCUGGGGAGAUGCGUUGUGUAUUAACCAAGUCGACCUGGAUAAAAAGAGAGUGCAACUUUCAAGAAUGGGCCAGAUAUUUAGCGAGGCUACUUUCGUCUCCGUCUGUCUUGGAGCUGGCGAGCCCGAGACUAAAGAAACUUUCGACUUCCUCAAGUGUAUUAAGGACUUGAAGGUUCAAGACUGUCAUGAAACCGGGUCUCUGGGCUUGGAAAGCAAGGUAGAGUGGCUCUUAAUCCGAGGAUUCUAAACUAAGGAAGGAAGCUCGUAAGUACAGGAGCUUUGGUGUUCUAAAUACUAGCCAGCCGCAUACGUCAUCGCGGUCACGUGACGCUAAAUUUACUAGUAAAGCAGCAGAGUAUAAUAAUUAUUUUAUUAACCCCAGAAAGUAUAUUAUAUAAUAAG